AUGUUUAGUAACAAGUUAUCAGACUUAGAUGAUUUCUUGGCACCAGCUCAAGACUGAGUGGUCCAACUCCAACAAGAUAAGGAUAUGGUAGAAAACAAAGCUAGCUUGAAGAUCGAACUAGAGUCUGAUUGGAGAGAUCCAGAUGAAGGCUCUGAUGUAAGGCCUGAUCUUAUCAAGAAAAAUCAGAAGAAUGUUGCUAAAAUUAGUCUUACAGACUGCCUUGCAUGUAGUGGAUGAGUAACUACAGCUGAGACUAUGUUAAUACAACAACACAGUAUAGAUAAAGUUGAAGAAUUACUCAAAAAUGUAGAUAAGGAGCCAUGAGUAGUCUCAGUUUCUCAACAAUCCCUGUAUUCUCUCUGUGCCCUAUACGAAACAGAGCCAAAGCUUCUUUUUAAAGUGAUUAACAAAGUGCUUGGAACUUUCGGUGUGUCAAAAGUGUAUGAUUUCUCUCUAUCCACUCAAUUUAUCCUUAAUGAGAGUUACAAUGAAUUCUUGGAGAGAUAUAAAAACUCAGAGAAAUAUCAAAAAGUUAAAGAGUGUUUAGAAAUCCUUAAAUCAAAGCCAGGAAAAGAGGAAGGUAAAACUACACCAGAAAGAGAAGAAGAGCUUAAGUCGAUGAAAAAGAUGCUGACGAAACAACCCUCAACCCCUGUGCUUUGUAGUGAAUGCCCAGGAUGGGUUUGUUAUGCUGAAAAAGUUGUGGGUGAUGUCUCUAUCCCAUUUAUGAGUGAAAUAAAAUCUCCUCAACAGAUACAAGGAAAUUUGAUAAAAACUCAAGCAAACAGGAAGCUAUUCCAAGCAGAUCCUGAUCAGGAAGCUCCUGAGAAGGUAGUCCAUAUCUGUGUCAUGCCAUGCUACGAUAAAAAGUUGGAAGCUGUUAGACCUGCUGGAGUAAUCAACAACAUCAAUGAUAUUGCUGAUGAAAAACUUGGAGUAGAAGUAGACGCUGUCAUUGCUACUCAUGAGCUUGCUGAUCUCUUCCAAAAGAGAGGGAUAGACAUCAAACAACUUCUCGAGGAGGAGAAAAAAGAGGAAUCCAAAAUCAUUCAAAAUUUUGAGAAAGAUAUAUGAGAACUUGAUAGAGAAAUUACCGAAUCUCCAUUUUAUAGCGGAUAUGUUCAGAAGCAAAGCUCAAAUGGUUAUAGUGAAUAUAUCUUCAUAAGAGCUGCCAAGGAAUUAUAUGGAGUUGACCUUACAUCUGAUGACCUUGCCUACAAGCAAGUGAGAAACAAAGACUUUCAAGAAGUGGUAUUGGAAGUAAUGGGGCUUCCUGUCAUGAAAUUUGCAUUAGCUUAUGGGUUUAGAAAUAUUCAAAAUAUUGUCAGAAAUAUUAAAAGAAAGAAAUCAGUUUAUGAUUAUGUCGAAAUAAUGGCAUGUCCAGGAGGAUGUCUAAAUGGAGGAGGGCAGAUUAAGCCAAAGGAUCUUGGGCUUACCCCAAUUGAACUUUUACAUAAUUUAAUCGAGAUCCAAAAGCAAUCCUUGGAACUAAUUGAUUUGGAAAAUGUUCCGGGAAUGAUUUCUCUGUAUCAUGACAUAGACAGUGAGCAGGUCAAGGAAAUGAUAAAGACAGAAUUUACCCCUAUUAAAACGGAGGCCUCUGUUGCUAACCUUAAGUGGUAA
Messenger RNA from Moneuplotes crassus, 1623 nucleotides. The record is from the annotation of a GenBank genome assembly. Lineage: Eukaryota; Ciliophora; Spirotrichea; Euplotida; Euplotidae.